Molecule: messenger RNA, 747 nt
Organism: Fusarium mangiferae
Lineage: Eukaryota; Fungi; Ascomycota; Sordariomycetes; Hypocreales; Nectriaceae
Exons: 2
Coding region: 1-747 (248 amino acids)
Source: RefSeq, a predicted model, not a curated record
AUGUCCAGUCUGUCAAGCGGCGGUGCCGGGCCGAGCAGACCCUACAAGAGUAUCCGAUUCGAGAACGUCGCAGCCAGCAUCGAUGAAGUCAUCAAGGCCGAAAAGUUAAAGACGCAGCCAAUUCGUCCAGGACAGAGACCAGAGGCUCGGAGCAGCGUGGUGACUCUAGAGGAAGCACGACGAUCGCUGCAUGAAGACAUGCAAAAUCUCAAGGCAUCACCCCAUCCACAUCGAGCAAUAAGACCCCGAAUGCCCACAACUUCUGCCAUUCAUGAUUUUAUGGACGAGGUCGAAAACAUCAUCAAAAAUAAGACUCCAGCGAGCGAAUGCGACUAUCUCGACGACAUGUACGAUGCUGCCAUGAAGGACAUAAAGUGUUGGGACAAACAUGGAUACUAUACUACCAUCUACGGUAAAGGGCGAUCGAAAGAGGAUGGUGAGGACAAGGAGGAGAUGAAGGAACAGAAGCAGGCUGAUGGUGAGGUGGCCCCUGGAAUCGACGACGUCCAAUCGCUCGCAGAUGCUGUCUCCAGCAUCAAAGCACCCAGUAAUCACAACCUCGCAGAAGAACGAAAGAAGCACCUCGGGAUCCGGUCUAAAGGUCAUUAUAAGCAUCUAAAUGUUGAAGAGCUCAUCGGAGGUGACAGUGAGGAGGACGAGGAUAGUGAGGAGGGUGAGGAGGACGAAGACGUCGAGGAGAGUGAUGUCGAGGAGGAUGGCGACGGCGACAUUCAGAUGGCAGGCUGA